AUGCCGAGACCGUCAAUACCUCCUCCCAUCUCCGCUAUGUCUCAGCCCGCGGCGGGACUGCCGACUGUCAAGCUUAGGGAGCGUCCUCUAAACAUGAUUGCACCAUUUGGUGCUGCCCACAAGAAACUGUCUGCAUGUUCAUCGUUAUCCUUGGCCAUACAGCUACAAUGCCCUCCUGAUGCAUUGGUACGGGCCAAAACCCGUCCCUUGGCAUUAUAUCUGUCUCAUCCUGCGACAGCAUCAGACGUUGUCCUGGGGUCUGAUGUAGGGGUACCAGUCCCUGGCCUUCAAGCGGGCGACAACCUCAACGGAGGUGUGCAGGCAGCUGAGGCCUGUCGGCCUCAGGCCUGCAUAGGCGAGGCAUUGGAAACUUGCAAGCGCCUUGUGGCUCUGCCCGCUCUGGCAAAAAGUCCGGAGUCUUACGUGGGACUAUUGAGUGAAGACGCUGAAUCCUUCCUCGUCCAUUCUAGCCCUCAGUGCACUCGUCCGUCCCCGGCGCCAAACUCUCAGGAUUCGGUAGUGGCCCACCCUUACUGCCGUUUAUCAAUUAGAUGGUCCAGCGAGUACACGGUCAAAGUCCCUCGACAACUACGAUCCAGGCGGACGAUGCCAUCUCAACCACGGCCUCUACUGGCGCAGUGGACUGUGUACAAUGCCGUGACGGCGACCCCUUCGACCCUGGUACCGCUCGACAUCCGCAAGCCAGGGCAGCGCGAUUUUAGCCAUCCCCGGCUAAACGCCGGGGUGGGCCUCACGCCAAGGGCGAAGGACGUGGCCUUCGACGCCAACGUAGAAACAAGCCGAGGGUGA
Aspergillus nidulans FGSC A4 is the source of this 810-nucleotide messenger RNA. RefSeq lists its product as uncharacterized. The transcript is spliced from 4 exons. Bases 1 to 810 code for a protein of 269 amino acids. NCBI's taxonomy places the organism in Eukaryota, Fungi, Ascomycota, Eurotiomycetes, Eurotiales, Aspergillaceae. The record is from RefSeq and is a predicted model, not a curated record.